GAUCUGCCACGCAGGGGAAUCUCCAGCCUGGCAGUCUUCUACCACGUGGCGCUCGACCUGGCUUUAUAAAAAGAGAGUCGGCAAUCAAUCAGCGAUCGUGGUGUUAGUCUUCGUCUCUCUCCUUCGUCCGAGAGUUUGAAGUUUGGGAGGGAGGAGUUUCUUCCGUCGGUUCGAUCGAUCGUGGGUGAUUGGCUUUUCGAGUCGGCCAUGGCGAGCAGGAUGAUCGAUGGAGCGUCCAACACCAAUGUGGCUCAGCGCUUGAAGCAGAAGUCUCCCGAGUCGAGCCGCGUGCUUCGAAUCGGCGGAGUUCUUGCUGGGAUCGUGACGGUGAUGGUGGCGGGGACGACGGCGGUGGGAGGAACCAUGGUGGCGCUCUUGGUGGCAUCGCCGCUGCUCAUCUUGUUUAGCCCGGUGCUGGUGCCGCUGGCCAUCGCCGCCGCAGUCGUGCUUGGGUGUCUCGUCUCCUUCCUCGCGGUGGUGGCGAUGGUGGCGUGGCUGUACAAGUAUGUCAAGGGACGCCGCCCCGUGGGUGCUAACCAGGUGGACGCUGCCAAGAACCGCAUUGUGGACACGGCGUCGCAAGUCACCGAGAAGGCCCGCGAGGUUGGAUCCAACGUCAGUGGCUACCUCCACAACAAGACCAACGCGUGAAACCAGCGCGAUGAAUAAGCUUGCUCGCAAGCUUCUCGGAGAGAUUUGUGGCUAGCUUCCAUGCUAGCCAUGGAGAUGAAUCGUGUUGUCUGUAUUCUUCUUUGGUUUCAAUCGAGUAUCUAAGUUGGUUUC
Messenger RNA from Selaginella moellendorffii, 783 nucleotides. Its product is annotated as oleosin 1. The record is from RefSeq and is a predicted model, not a curated record. Bases 208 to 651 code for a protein of 147 amino acids. The transcript has a single exon. NCBI's taxonomy places the organism in Eukaryota, Viridiplantae, Streptophyta, Lycopodiopsida, Selaginellales, Selaginellaceae. Gene Ontology annotation, cellular component: membrane; monolayer-surrounded lipid storage body. Gene Ontology annotation, biological process: lipid storage.